Lipotes vexillifer (Yangtze River dolphin) is the source of this 432-nucleotide messenger RNA. Its product is annotated as sodium/potassium-transporting ATPase subunit gamma. Gene Ontology annotation, molecular function: sodium channel regulator activity. The coding region runs from base 1 to 432 and encodes 143 amino acids. NCBI's taxonomy places the organism in Eukaryota, Metazoa, Chordata, Mammalia, Artiodactyla, Lipotidae. Gene Ontology annotation, cellular component: membrane. The transcript is spliced from 10 exons. The record is from RefSeq and is a predicted model, not a curated record. Gene Ontology annotation, biological process: monoatomic ion transport; regulation of sodium ion transmembrane transporter activity.
AUGGAGGUGGUGUUGCUCUACCUGUGCGGCCUGCUGGCCCCGGCGGUCCUGGCCAAUGCUGAGCAGGAGAAAGAAAAGGACCCUUUUCAUUAUGACUACCAGACCCUGAGGAUCGGGGGAUUGGUGUUUGCUGUGGUCCUCUUCUCGGUGGGGAUACUGCUUAUCCUAAGUCGUAGAUGCAAGUGCGGUUUUAACCAGAAGCCGCGCAACGGAGCCCCAGAAAGCAGAGAACUGAAGUGCAGCCCUCAGGUGAGUGGUGGCAGCCCCAAGGAGGACGUGGACCCAUUCUCCUAUGACUAUGAGACUGUCCGCAACGGGGGCCUGAUCUUCGCUGCCCUGGCCUUCAUCGUGGGACUUAUCAUCAUCCUCAGCAGACGAUUCCACUGCGGGGGCAGGAAGAAGCAGCGGCAAGUUCACGAAGAUGAGCUGUAA